Messenger RNA from Phaeoacremonium minimum UCRPA7, 936 nucleotides. RefSeq names its product putative ig domain protein group 2 domain protein. The record is from RefSeq and is a predicted model, not a curated record. The coding region runs from base 1 to 936 and encodes 311 amino acids. NCBI's taxonomy places the organism in Eukaryota, Fungi, Ascomycota, Sordariomycetes, Togniniales, Togniniaceae. The transcript has a single exon.
AUGUCAGCCGGAAUCUCUGUUGCUGCCUCCAAUGGCAGUCGAUUCGACAAUGUCUGGGUCCGUGAUAACAACGUCAAGGACUGUGGUGGCGGUGCUAUCAAAGUGCGCCCAGGACAGGCUGGCAACCUGGGUGAAACGAUACGUGUAUCACAUAACACUAUUGAUGCUUGCGGCGGAGACGGAGUCAUUAUCGCGUAUGCCGAGUCGCCGUCCAUUGACCACAAUACUGCUAGCAACUUGGGAACAGGGAAAUAUCCCUGGACCGGAGGAAACUUCGCCGGAAUGUGGGUUAUGGUCACGAACAAUCCUGUGAUCCGUCAUAAUGUUGUGUUCGGAAGCAUCAUGAGUGUAUACGAUAGCCAGGCUUUUGACUGUGAUUGGGGUGUCACUGGCACCUGCCUGGUCGAAUACAAUUAUAGUCACGACAACGCUGGUGGUGCUUUCCUGAAUUGUGAUGGAUGUGGUUCGUCUGGUGCUCCCACACAGGUUGUCCGAUAUAACAUCUUUGAGAAUGACUGCCGCAUGAUCAGCGUUGGUGAGAUGCCAGAGUUGUGGUUUUAUAAUAAUGUUGUCUACUGCCCGAAACAAGACUUCAAUAUCAAUGUUCCACCGAACUCCCACUUCAUCAACAACAUCUUCGUAGGCACAUCAAACGCGACCCUUCCCACGGGAAGCGGAAUCGACUGGCAGACCAACUUCUUCCAAACCAUCACUCCGCCAACCGAGAAUGGCCUUAUUGGUGACCCUGGCUUCGUCAACCCGAGGGUCGCAGGAGACACGCUUGGUGCCGCAUUUGGAUAUCGGAUUCAAAAUGGUUCGGCAGCACUCUUGAGCGGCACUGUUAUAGAAAACAAUGGGAAUAUGGAUUAUUUCGGCGCGGAUGUAUCCAAUUAUACCAAACCUAAUGUUGGGGCAUACAAUGGCGCUGGUGUCUGA